ACCUUGCUUUCUAAUUCAAACUUGUAAUGUUAGUUUAAUAGUGUAAUGCAAGCUCUGAUACAAUGAUCUGCCCAUACUCCAUCUAUAAAUAAAUCAACAAAAAGAAGAUUAAAAAAAAUAAAAAAACACAAACCACUUCCCACAAACACAAUCUCAUCAUCCCUAAACCAUGAAAACCCCAACCAUUUCUCCUCUCACUUUGCUUCUUCUUCUCAUCUCAUGCUCAUGGGCAGCAGCUUCCGCCGCCGCCGACCACCACCAAGAUUUCCUACAUUGCCUGUCUGAGAAAUUCGACAGCUCCAACGUUGUCUACACCGCAAGCAAUUCAUCAUACACUUCCAUCUUGAAAUAUUCCAUCUUCAACCUCAGAUAUGCUUCCGAAUCUACACCAAAGCCGCAGGUGAUCAUAACCCCGGAACACGAAUCUCAGAUCCCGCCGGUGAUACGCUGCGCUAAAAAAACCGGCCUCGAGAUCAGAACUCGAAGCGGCGGCCAUGACUCCGAGGGACUAUCUUAUGUAUCACAAGUCCCGUUUGUGAUGAUUGAUUUGAUCAAUCUCAGUGAAAUCACAGUCGACGCCGAGGCCAAAACCGCGUGGGUCGAAGCCGGCGCCACCAUCGGCUCUUUGUAUUACAGAAUCGCGGAGAAAAGUCCGGUUCUUGGAUUUCCGGCCGGCGGUUGCCUGACCAUUGGCGUCGGAGGCCACUUCAGCGGAGGAGGCUACGGCUUCAUGCAGAGGAAGUACGGCUUGGCUGCCGAUCAUGUGAUCGAUGCAAGAAUAGUAGACGUUAAUGGCAGAAUUCUUGACAGGAAAUCAAUGGGCGAAGAUCUGUUCUGGGCUAUCAGAGGCGGCGGAGCUGCUAGCUUUGGUGUAGUUGUUGCCUGGAAGGUUGAACUAGUAGAUGUACCAGAAAGGGUGACUGUUUUCACAGUGGACAAAACCCUAGAACAAAACGCAACUCAACUCAUCGACCGCUGGCAAUACAUCGCUCCCAACCUCGACAAAGAUUUGUUCAUCGCAAUCUUGAUAACCCGGUUGAGUUCCGACCCGACCAUCGACGCCUCCUUCGUGUCGCUAUUCCUCGGCCCCAUCGACACGCUGCUGCCGCUGAUGCGACGAAGCUUCCCCGAGCUCGGCCUAGUGAGAGAAAACUGCACCGAGACGAGCUGGAUCAAUUCCACACUCUACAUCGGCGGCUACCCCAUCGACGCGCCGCCGCAAAUCCUGCUCAACAGAACUCAGCCCCAACCGGCAUACUCGAAGCAAAAAUCAGACUAUGUGCAGACACCAAUUCCUCAAUACGCCAUUCAAGGCAUAUGGGAGCAAUUUUACCGAGCAGAGGAUAAGGGGAAUUUGUUCAUCACCAUGAUGCCGUACGGUGGGAGAAUGGCGGAGAUCUCCGACUCCGCCAUUCCUUUCCCUCAUAGAGCUGGCAAUCUGUACUUCUUCGCUUAUCUAGUCCGUUGGGAAGAAGAGAAUUCGGACGGCUACCUAAGCUGGUCGAGGAGGCUUUACGAUUACAUGACUCCUUACGUCUCGACGGCUCCGAGGUCAGCGUAUCUCAACUACAGAGAUCUCGACCUCGGAGUCAACAACGUUGUGGGGAAGACGAGCUACGCGCAGGCGAGUGUUUGGGGGAAGAAGUAUUACAAGAACAAUUUCGAUCGUCUUGUUCUGGUUAAGACCAUGGUUGAUCCUCACAAUUUCUUCAGAAACGAACAGAGCAUUCCAAGUGGAAAAAGUGGGAAAUUAAUUUGAAAAUUUUAGGAGGGGAUGAGAGCAUGUGUUUGAAUAUGAAUAAGACACUACUAAAAAAUAAAAUAGGGAUAACGGUUCAUACAUAACGGUUUUGGUCAAAAACCGUUAUGUAUGAGCGCACUUUUAAUAUAUAACGGUUUUACAAAGUUCUGUUAUGUAUGUACUGUUAUCCAAAUAUAUAUAUAACAGUACAAAGUUAAGCGUUAUGUAUGAGCGUUAUCUAUUAGCGAUAUAUAUAACGGUAUUAGUGAUCAACCGUUAAGCCAUACGUUAUCUAUGAACAUUUAUUUUAUAA
Salvia miltiorrhiza (redroot sage) is the source of this 2054-nucleotide messenger RNA. Its product is annotated as tetrahydroberberine oxidase-like. Lineage: Eukaryota; Viridiplantae; Streptophyta; Magnoliopsida; Lamiales; Lamiaceae. The record is from RefSeq and is a predicted model, not a curated record. Bases 170 to 1759 code for a protein of 529 amino acids. The transcript has 2 exons. Gene Ontology annotation, molecular function: FAD binding; oxidoreductase activity.